Molecule: messenger RNA, 531 nt
Organism: Seriola dumerili (greater amberjack)
Lineage: Eukaryota; Metazoa; Chordata; Actinopteri; Carangiformes; Carangidae
Gene: s100a10a
Product: protein S100-A1-like
Exons: 3
Coding region: 136-438 (100 amino acids)
Cellular component (GO): cytoplasm
Molecular function (GO): calcium ion binding
Source: RefSeq, a predicted model, not a curated record
UCACACCGCACGGCAGCCAGGGCGUCGCCUGACUAUAAAAUCUCUGCUGCGCUUAUUCCCAACUUCUGAACAUUCCCACCUCUGCUCUGACGACCACGUCCCAGCCCUGCACGUCGAAACACACUCCCAGCAACCAUGCCUUCAGAACUGGAAACCGCCAUGGAGUCACUCAUCAAGGUGUUCCACCGCUACGCCUCUAAAGAGGGCCGGACCGGCACACUCAACCGACGAGAGCUCAGAGAGCUGAUGGAGAACGAGCUGUCUAACUUCCUCAAGUCUCAGAAGGACCCUGCUGCUGUCGACAAGAUCAUGAAGGACCUGGACACCAACGGUGAUGGCCAGGUGGACUUUGAGGAGUUUGUUUCGCUGGUUGUCGGACUUUCCAUUGCCUGUGAGCAGUGCUAUCAGAUGCACAUGAAGAAGACUGGAAAGAAGUAAAAGAUGACAGCAGAAGAGAGGAGAAGAAACCAAAAAGAAUAUCAAUUUUUGUAAAGAUAGUUUUGUCCAUUAAAUAUACUGAAGAAUUUCAAA